This is a messenger RNA of Xiphias gladius (swordfish), 1030 nucleotides long. RefSeq lists its product as uncharacterized. The record is from RefSeq and is a predicted model, not a curated record. The coding region runs from base 87 to 791 and encodes 234 amino acids. The transcript has 10 exons. Lineage: Eukaryota; Metazoa; Chordata; Actinopteri; Istiophoriformes; Xiphiidae.
GCUCUGGACACCAACGCAGCCCCAGUGGGCUGACAGUUAUCUCUGUGUCUGCCGGUUGUGGGAGCAGUGUAUAAGUCUGUGUCAGGAUGAGGGUGAAGGUCAGCUGCCUGUUAGCCUUUGUUCUGGGCUGUAGUGUCACUGCAGAAGUAAAAUAUAAAGUAGUUAAAGAGAAGAAGUCCAUCACUCUGUCUUGUCCUCACUCCACGGAGGGUAAAGUGAUCUGGAGCAUAGAGAAAGGACAGGGAGGCAAAGUGGACAUCCUCACCGCUGGUGGAGAUGCAGGCAGAAACCAGAGUCAGGACCAGGGCGAACGUUACACUUCUUUGGCAGAUAAGUCACUGCACAUUAGCAGAGCUGUCGUCUCAGACAGCGGGAGGUACUUCUGUAACGGUCAGCUAGUUGUGCAGCUGUCGGUGAUCCCUUCAGCUCAGCGGACACGACCAACAGCAACUUCAGCACCAAAAACUUCAGCCGCAAACACUGUUUCCCGCUCUGAGUCAACGAGUGAUCGACCUCCAAGAACAUACCAGAGACAACUCCUCGUUUUGGUGUUAGGAAUAGCUUCCGCCCUCCUCCUCCUCCUCCUCGCAAUCAUCAUCAUCAUCGUCUUGUCCACUAGCAGAUGUGGGCCCGACAAACCAGGAAAUGAAGAAAGACACCCGGUCUACGAAGAGAUAAAGGAUGGAUGUGCGUGUCAUCCUACACAGGAUGUGGAAAGCUCAGCUGGGCCAAAAGCUGCGUACUGCAUGAUCACUUUACCAGGUCGAUCAAGCCAUGUCAAUCCCUUGUAGUCCAACAUAUUCAGUAAUCCUCCACGGACGAGAAACAAGAACGACACACCCCAGCCCCCCGUGUUCGGCGAACGGGAACCCAAAGCCCGGUGGAAAAAGUAAAAGUGACUUCAAUCAUUAGCUCUUCAUGUUGGCUUGGAGGCAUUCGCUAAGACACCUUGUGUGUAGCGGAGGUCGACUGGAAGAAAAAUAAAGUAGAAUGGGACUUAUGUUAUUUUAACGUGGAAUAUGUGUAUAAG